Molecule: messenger RNA, 2527 nt
Organism: Hydractinia symbiolongicarpus
Lineage: Eukaryota; Metazoa; Cnidaria; Hydrozoa; Anthoathecata; Hydractiniidae
Exons: 2
Coding region: 1014-2093 (359 amino acids)
Source: RefSeq, a predicted model, not a curated record
UUCAUUUUUCAAAAUGGCUGUUCUUGUAUGUCAGACAAUAAUCCGUCGUUUGUUUUCAAGUCUCCAAGACUCUGGCCUAGCCCUUACCCUUCGAAAAGACUCUUUUUCAGUCAACAAAUAUUUAACUUUCUGAAACUUGAGUCGCAAUUGGUCAAUCUAGAUACAAGAAUUAGACGGGUCAUGUUUGAUACCGUCGGUAGCUCAUUUUCUUUUUGAAACAUGGGAGCAUCUUUCAUUACAAAUUAGUCAGCAGGAGUUAUGGUGGUCAACUGUAGGUCUCUUUUUGCCGGAUCUUUAAGGGUUAAGUUGGUUGUGUUAUAUGUUUUAUAACUAAUGGUAUAUAUUUAGUUGGCGAAUGAGUGGUGACCGACUAUUAGACAUAAUGUGGUGUGUAAAAUACACCAAGCAAUGAACUGUUAUGUACUGCAGAAAAAAUAAUUUUUUCGCAUCAAUGAAUGAUUGUUACCUCAUGCCCAAGUUACAGAAACACAGCAUCAUUCAAACGUUUUUGCGAGUACUCUAAAAUAAAUAUGAGUGAAUGAAUAUUCAUUAGAUUUUAAAAAGUAUCCCUUUUUGACAAUUACGAAAUACUGUACUUUUAUUGAAGCAACCUCGAUAGCUAUUUGAAAGCCUGUUAAAAGCUUGUUGAUUGCCUCGUGUUCUCUAGGCAGCCAUAUUCUCAAAAAGAUAUAAAAGUAUGGCUUAAUUAGAGUAUCCGCUUUAAAACCACAACAAAUUAUCUCGACUUAGAAAACACAUUUUAAAUGUAUGAUAUUAUUGGACGAUUUAUUUCUCAAAAACACGUUGCAUUGGAUUAUUACGAAAUCUCACGCUGAAUUAAACCAUGGAUCGUAACCAAACACGUUCUUCCCGCCCACUCCCACACUCACUUUGCGUACUAUAAAAAAGAGCGACUUUGCAAUUCUCAGACAUCACUUGUUCACUGCAGGACAGAAACAGAACAAAGAGACGGUAAGAGUUCUUCUUUUAAUUUAACAAAAAUUUUCCAGUUCAUGUAUUAUUUUAUUUCAUGUAUCUUUUAUCUACAAGACAUGAAGCUGUAUUUAUUAAUUGCAUUUGUUGGCAUCAGUGCCCUAGCACUUGCUGAAGACCAAUUUGAAGAUGAAUUUGAUGUAGAAGAUCCCAGUUACGGAUAUACUGGAGUUGGACAUCAUGGAGGACAUCUUGGAAAUGGAAAUCUUGGAAACGGCCAUCUUGGAAAUGGACACCUUGGAAAAGGCCAUCUUGGAAAUGAACUUCUUGGAAAUGGACUUCUUGGAGCCGGUAAACAUAACUGUGGAGGAUAUGGUUACAAUGUCAACACACAUCUUUGCCAUAGUGGAAAACUUUACGUAAAGAAAUACCACCGUGCCUGUGGUUACGCCAUCUAUGACAUUCGAACACAUUUCUGUUUCAAAGGAACCGUAUAUGCUCAAAGCGUGUACCAAGUAUGUGGAAACCGAAACGUCUGCAACCGAAAGAGUCAAUUUUGUUUCAGAGGAACCUGUUACCUUAAAAAAGUCUACAGCAUUUGUGGAUGGAAUGUAUGCAAACGAGGUCAAGAAUUCUGUUUAAGAGGAAAAUGCUACAACAGAAGAGUAUAUCGAGUCUGUGGAAACAAUGUUUGCAACCGACGAUCUCAAUUCUGUUUUAAAGGAACCUGUUACCUUCGACGUGUCUACAGCAUCUGUGGAUGGAAUGUAUGCAAAAAAGGUCAAGAAUUCUGUUUAAGAGGAAAAUGCUACAACAGAAGAGUAUAUCGAGUCUGUGGAAACAAUGUUUGCAACCGACGAUCUCAAUUCUGUUUUAAAGGAACCUGCUACCUUCGACGAGUUUACAGAAUCUGUGGAUGGAACGUUUGCAAUCGAAGCACCGAACUGUGUUGGAAAGGAAAAUGCUACAACAAAUCAGUAUGGGCAGUCUGUGGUGGACGUCUGUACCAACAAAACGUGUAUAUCUGCCAUGCCAAACGUUUGUACAAGCGAGAUUACUAUGGUUACUGUGGAUCCUCAAUCUAUCGCACAAGUGAUUACAGAUGCAACAAUGGAAAAUUGUACGGCAAUAAGGCUUACACGCCAAAUUAUCGAGGUUAAAAAAACAUAUCAGAUUUAGAAAUCGGACAUUUGAUUAUAAGGUGAAAGGAUUGUAAUUUUGGGAAGCCACGGUAGAGGAAAAAAAUACUAAUUAUAACAGAGCAUUUAACAUUUGUGUUUUUUUUUCUCUCUGGUAAUAAGAAUAUUUUCUUUGAAUUUAGCAAUACAUUUUUGCUGAACAGUAAGCGGAGAUUAUCUCACGUUUCAAGUGAAUGUUUGUUUGGUUUAUUUAAAAGGCUUUAAAAAUAAAAAUGGCUUUUCUAUUUCAACAGCAAAUUACGAAAUAAGCUGAAUCACUUCUAUUGAUAAUACAUUGCAGUUACAGAAUUUAUGUUAAAGAUAAUUAGCGAUAAUAUAAGGGCAAAGCAAAAAAUAAGUCAGCUGUUGAUGUGCGUUACACCCAGCAACAACAAUUCCUCUCAAAAGAAAGGCAA